CCUUUCAUCCAUCCAUCCAUUUCCUCGGGUCUUCUGCCAUGGCUUCCACCACGUUCUUGAUCUUGGUUGCGGCGGCGAGCCUCCUGGCCAGCUUUGCGCAGGCCGAUUUGCAGUACGGUUACUACAACACGACGUGCCCAGGCGUGGAGGAACUUGUGCGCACCGAGCUUGAGGCCAUCUUCGCCGACGACUCCACCCUCCGUGCCGGCCUCCUCCGCCUCCACUUCCACGACUGCUUCGUCCGGGGCUGCGACGCCUCCCUCAUGCUCAACUCCCACAAUGGCACCGCUGAGAAGCACGCCGACCCCAACCUUACCGUGCGCGGCUACGAGGCCAUCGAGGCUAUCAAGAAGGUGGUGGAGAAAGCAUGCCCCCUCGUCGUCUCCUGCGCAGACAUCAUGGCCAUGGCCGCGCGCGACGCCGUCAAUUUUAGCACUGGGCCACGCUACGAGGUGGAGACCGGGCGCCGCGACGGGAACGUCUCCAUGUUGGAGGAGGCCCUCACCAACCUGCCACCGGCCGACGGCAACGUCACCGUGCUCACCCAGUACUUCGCCGUCAAGAACCUCACCAUGAAGGACAUGGUCGUCCUCUCCGCGGCGCACACGAUUGGAGUGACGCACUGCUCGUCCUUCUCCAAGCGGCUCUACAACUUCACUGGAGCCGACGACCAGGACCCCUCGCUGGACCCGGCGUACGGGAAGACGCUGACGACCAAGUGCCCAACGGAUAAGAUGGCGAGCGUGGUGCCCAUGGACGAGGUGACGGUGGAGAAGUUCGACCUGGGAUACUACGAGUCCGUGUACAAUCACCGGGCGGUGCUGCACUCCGACGCCGCGCUGCUGGAGGACAGUCUCACCGGCGCCUACGUGGCGCUCAUGAACAACGCCUCCUCUCUCGACGUCUUCUUCGCCGACUUCGCCGUCGCCAUGAUCAACAUGGGCAGGGCUGGCGUUCUCACCGGCACCCAAGGCGAGAUCAGAGAGACCUGCGGCGUCUACGUCGACUGAUGAUCGAUCGUGAAUCAAAAUUCAAUCUGACAAUUUAUUCUGACCAAGCAUUUUGUAGUCCCUUGUUUGAGGAUGAUACGGUGAGGCUACCCAUGGCUUUACAACAGGAUUUCAAUUUCAGAAGGAUUCUUGUUUGGACUAUCAAAUCAUGCCCUCAUCCUCCAAACCACGGUUUUCCACAACCACAAGCAGCGCAAGUUCAAGUUCAAGUUCAAACUUGGUUGGCUGCUCCGUCAUGGCUUUCAUAAUAUGGUCAAAGAGGUGUGAGAGAAACAUGUUGCCGGUCUUACUUCAAAACACAAAUGUAAUUAUAAAACACGUGCAAUACGUAAAUUCCUUGGUGGUU
Molecule: messenger RNA, 1356 nt
Organism: Triticum urartu
Lineage: Eukaryota; Viridiplantae; Streptophyta; Magnoliopsida; Poales; Poaceae
Product: peroxidase 1
Biological process (GO): response to oxidative stress; hydrogen peroxide catabolic process
Molecular function (GO): heme binding; peroxidase activity
Source: RefSeq, a predicted model, not a curated record